Molecule: messenger RNA, 1635 nt
Organism: Hirsutella rhossiliensis
Lineage: Eukaryota; Fungi; Ascomycota; Sordariomycetes; Hypocreales; Ophiocordycipitaceae
Product: LETM1-like protein
Exons: 2
Coding region: 1-1635 (544 amino acids)
Biological process (GO): intracellular monoatomic cation homeostasis
Cellular component (GO): mitochondrial inner membrane
Molecular function (GO): ribosome binding
Source: RefSeq, a predicted model, not a curated record
AUGAGUGCCUCGUCUGCGGUCGCCCGCAGGGCGGCAGCUCGCAACCCGCUGCUGCUAGGAAACGCCAGAAACCUCCCCCGAGGCAUCUCGCCCGCCUUGAUGGCCCGACAUGUCGCAAGGCAAGCCCAAAUCCCGGCCCUCGCCCUCCUCAUCCCCGCCCGCCACAUGGGCACCGAGCAUCACCGGUCCGAUGCGCACAACUCGGGACCGCCUCCCGGCUUCAACGUGCAAGAGGCUAAGAAGCCGCUGUCCAAGGAGGACGCAGCCGCGGCCAAGAAGGAUGGCGCCGACGCCGGCGGCAAGGCGGCGCCGCCCAAGCAGCCCCAGGACAUGACCAAAACCGAGGCCGCCAUUACCGAGCUGGCCGCGAAAAAGGGCGACGCCGCCGAGAGACACGAGUUGGCAAAGGCCGAAAAGGAGGACAAGAAGCUCACGGUGUGGCAAAAGGUCAAGAAGGAGGCGCGGCAUUACUGGGACGGCAGCAAGCUACUCGCCGCAGAGAUCCGCAUCAGCUGGAGACUGGCGCUCAAAAUGGCGGCCGGCUACGACUUGACGCGCAGGGAGAAUAAGCAGCUGCAGAGGACCGUCAGGGAUCUCGGCCGCCUCGUCCCCUUCUCCGUCUUCAUUAUCGUGCCCCUGGGCGAGGCGCUGCUCCCCCUGGCCCUUAAGCUCUUCCCCAACAUGCUCCCCAGCACCUUUGAGGGCCAAAAGUCAAAGGACGCAAAGGCCAGCCUGCUGCGGUCAACGCGCAAUGAGGUCAGCGACUUUCUGCAGCAGACGCUCAAGGAGACGGGCCUGCCUCUGAGCCCGGCGACGGCGCAAAAGGAGGAGUUUGGCAACUUUUUCCGCAAGGUGCGGUCGACGGGCGAGGCGCCGACAAAGGACGACGUCAUCAAGGUGUGCAAGAUCUUCCGCGACGACAUGACGCUCGACAACCUGUCGCGGCCGCAGCUCGUGUCCAUGUGCCGGUACAUGAACCUUAAUACGUUUGGGACCGACAUGAUGCUCCGCUAUCAGAUUCGCCACCGCAUGAGGCAGAUCAAACGCGACGACAAGGCCAUUAGCUUCGAGGGCAUCGACAGCCUGACGGUGGCGGAGCUGCAGACGGCGUGCGCGGCUCGCGGUAUCCGCACCCACAGCGUGUCGCCGGCGCAGAUGCGGACGGACCUGCAGACGUGGCUCGACCUCCGCCUCAAAGAGGGCGUGCCAUCGACGCUGCUGGUGCUCAGCAACGCCUACAUGUACGGGCAGGGGUCGGGCGAGGGGUCAAGCCAGGUUGACGCGCUCAUCGGGGUCAUGUCAUCGAUCCCCGAGGAACUCUUCCACGAGAUCGAGCUCGAGGUGCACAACGCCGAGGGCGCGGCGACCAACAAGCAGCGGCUCGAGGUGCUCAAGGAGCAGCAGGAGCUGAUUGAGGAGGAGAAUGAGCAGAACGAGGAGAGCCAGAGCACGGGCAUGGCGACGCCGCGCGAUGUGGACGACAUUGACGAAAAGGAGGAGCGGCAGCUGUCGGCCGAGGCGGCGGGCGUGGAGAAGUCGGCGGCGGGUGAAAUGGUGGACGCGGAGCGUGACAUGGCCAAGGCCGAGGAGGUGGAGGGCAAGGCGGCCGAGGGCGUCAAGGCCAAGAAGGACUAG